CUCCUGCCGCGCCUCGCAUGCCUGCCGUCCGUUAAUGCACAGUGGUUUUAGGGAAACGGCACAUGCUGACGUGGAGGUGUAACCAUCGGACAUCUUUUUAAUGCAGCUGGGAUCUCGCUGGACACCUGCAUAAUCAGAGUGCCAGCUUCGUCUCUUCGACUACAGGGUCAAGGCCAAUAUGCGGUCUUUUCACAUCCUCAUCCUCACACUGUUGAGCUGGACGUUACCGCUGGUCACUGCAGGUCUAGAUCACUCAGGUCUGCAAGAGCGACAAGACACAGCAAAUGGGGCAUUGCCAACUCUGACCACAGAUGCUCCGAGCUCCCCUACAGUUGCUUCAGCCUCGCAGAGCAGCCUUCCAGCAUCGCUCGCCUUAACGACCGAGGGGAGCUCGAACACUACCUCAACACAACCCUUAAUGACCGGCUUCACUUCCAACUCAACAGUCGCGAGCCAUACGUCCACAACAAUUUCUGCCAUACCCACAGCUGCUACGUCCCCGGCGAAUUCUACGGCCAGUUCCAAAACCAAAGCGAACGAUGACCUGCCCCUUCGGCCUAGAAUCACACCCGCAUUCGGCAUUGCCGGCGUCUUUCUGAUCGUAUUGGGUGGCAUAUAUGCGCUCAUCGGAGUCAAGAGCAGAUCGAUUCAGAUUUUCCUGUCAUGCGGGUUCCUGGCCAGUAUAGCGACUACGGCCUUGGUCGACUUUGUCAUGAGUACUCCUGUCAGUGAUGCGGUUCAAGGGGGUUUUUUCGUGGCGAUCUUCAUGACCGGCGCAGUCUUUGGUGGCGGGGCACUAAUAUUCAAGGAAUUCACAGAAGGAUUUGGCUGUCUCUUGGGCGGCUUCUGCUUUAGUAUGUGGCUGCUCGUCCUCAAACCAGGAGGGCUCGUCACCAGCCCUGGCGGGAAAGGUGCAUUCAUUGGCGUUUUCAGUUUGGUAGCAUGGUCACUGUCUUGGACAAGCUACACUAGACCUUAUGCUUUGAUCGGGUCGACAGCUUUUGGCGGCGCAACCGCAUUCGUACUCGGGCUUGACUGCUUCAUCAGGGCUGGAAUGAAGGAGUUCUGGUUCUACAUAUGGGAUCUCAAUGACGAACUCUUCCCACUCAACACCGACACUUACCCACUGACACGAGGCAUGAAAGUCGAGAUUGCAAUCAUCGUCAUCGGCACCAUCAUCGGUCUGCUAUCACAGAUAAAAUUGUGGAAAAUCAUCAGGUCAAAGCAGCGCAAGGAAGAUGCAGUGCAGCAGGAAGACGAAGGACAGAAGCAGGCCAUUGAAGCCGCAUUGGGACGACAUCUCGAACGUCGGAACGAACGGGAAAAGUCAGCUUGGGAGAAACAGUAUGGCGACAGACUCAACAGCAAGCGCAAUACGGUUCUAUGGCAGGAUGCACAUACCCACAAACGCUACUCUACGGUUUCUGUUGUUGCAUUUCAGCCUCCAACCCCGUCGGCUUCUACAGAAGAGCUCGAAAUGGAUACAUACGGCUCUCGAAGGAUUCAAUCUUGUUACGGCUCAAAAAAUAAACGUCAAAGCUCUGUUACUGUGGAGGUGAUACCAGAGGCGGAUGAAAACGACGAGGAGGUGGCGUUGAAUGAACGCCAGAAGGCUCUUCAAGCUCUCGAAGACGGCCAGGCUGCGGAUGAACACAAACAGAGUGGCGAUCUGUCUGCAUCCUCUAGCACCUUAAGCCCACUGACCGCAGGCGACGACGAUAGCUUGGCCCUUAGUAAAUCAGACAGUGGUAUUGAGCUCUCGAAGCCCAAGAGACGACCGAGUUCCGGGCUUACAAAACGUUUGACUUCGGGAUAUGUGCCGCUCGCUGCGCAUUCCAAGGACCAUCUUGUCGACCUUGAAAGGCCGCAAAGCAGAGCAUCUUCGGCCGCAGCGACUUUGGACGGAGACAACGAGGAGCUUGACGUGGACUCGCUUGAUGCUGAUGCAAGGAAUAAGACAGGGGGAUGCCCACAGAUUAUCAUCUCACCGGUCUUUACUGAGGGCGCUGAGUUCUCGGACAUGCUGUCAGGCUCGACCACGGGCUUUGGCCACGCAGAAAGCACAUCGUCAGACGGUAAAGAUGGAGCUUUGAACCACACAUCAAGGCCCACUGCUGCCCAAAUACGCACCAUUGCUGCCAGUGCGACGGCAGUAGUUGGGGACACCAGAGGCGAUGAUAGAGUCCCAGAAUCCCAAGCGUCUGAAGGAACCGAUUCAACCGCUGAGUCACUUACCAGGGUUGCUUUGGCUCAAGUACCAAGCCAAACGUCGACGGUGGUCUUGUCACACCGAACGAACGAAUGGGCAAAGCAUAUUACGUCUGCAGAAGCACCUAUCUACGACGAGCCAGAAUCGAUCAAAGGGGACGAUGGGCCAGAGGAUUCCCCGACAUAUAUUGCACGAGUGGCGACUGAUCCACAGACACAAGCCCUGGUUACACAAGGUCCAGUUCAUACGGCGCAAGUAGAGACAGUUCGUACCAGUCGCGCCGGUGUAGGUGUUGCGUCUCACCCACCGACUCCUCAAAGAGCCCUUUCCGAUCAACAAUGGCGACCAAGUGCCACGAAGGCACCCUCGCGGACAACCUCGAUGCAAUCGCUCAAAGCUCCCAGCAAACGAGUAAGUCGAGGUAGUUUCAACCCUACUGCGUCUACCUCUCUCGCCACCAUGCCCAUCAUGGAAAACAUUCCGAGCGAAUUUGGUGUACCGGCGCCUACCGGCCGUCGCUCAAGUGCAGGAUCACCGUACAUGAUGCCCACACGCCGAGAUUCUGCGACCAGUUUUGGUUCGGGCAAUCGCACGCCGUAUUCGGCCCACGAUACACCGCGCCCACAGGGCGGAACUCCAUACGAUGUGGCACAACUCCAGAGACUACAGAGUCAACAGUACCAAAGGGCUGAACGUCCUUCCGGUACCCGAAUGGACAGCUACGAUUCCCACCAGCCUUCACAGCGGGACGUCAGGAAAGAAGCCCAGAAACGAGAAUCGCUGCUCGCAGACUGGCGAUUGACGCAACAGCAACAUGCAUCUCGUGACGGUCUCGAGGCUUCUGUGGCGGAACACGGCCGGGCACGGUUGAGAUCGCAGUUAGAGAACCAACGGCGAUUCGAGGAGUACCAACGCAGCGAGGAGCAACGGAGACAGUUGGCGAUGGACCAGAUGAUGAGGCGUCCCGAGAUGCAGGACCUCCAUCGUGAGGCGAUGCGCAAGAUGCAAGGGAGUGCGAAUAAGAAGCUGAGAAGUUCGACCGGUUGAAGGAACAAAAGAAAAACAAAAUUGCAAUUAUUUUUUGGCAUUUCUACACAGGCGCACGGCACGUUUUCAUACCCGAUCUUUGGGACAUGACGGGACAUUCAUUCGCGGCAACACCAAGACCAAGGAUUUCCACCAGACCAUUCUCUGUCUGGUAUGAUGAUGGUUGCAUUGAGCAAAAGCUGGGAAAUAUAUUUGGGCAGGCCAAAAGUUUUACGACAUGGCCCGGGAUUUGAUGAACACACACAGAGACACAACUAUUUUGGAUUCUUUACGAUACCCUUCCAUUCAUUUGGAAAUGCGAAUACGGCUGGAUAUAUUGAGGUAGGUAAUUAUGGCUACAUAAUAGGCAU
Molecule: messenger RNA, 3606 nt
Organism: Exophiala oligosperma
Lineage: Eukaryota; Fungi; Ascomycota; Eurotiomycetes; Chaetothyriales; Herpotrichiellaceae
Exons: 1
Coding region: 179-3256 (1025 amino acids)
Source: RefSeq, a predicted model, not a curated record